Messenger RNA from Colletotrichum orchidophilum, 798 nucleotides. RefSeq lists its product as uncharacterized. Gene Ontology annotation, molecular function: ATP binding; protein kinase activity. Gene Ontology annotation, biological process: protein phosphorylation. NCBI's taxonomy places the organism in Eukaryota, Fungi, Ascomycota, Sordariomycetes, Glomerellales, Glomerellaceae. The coding region runs from base 1 to 798 and encodes 265 amino acids. The transcript has a single exon. The record is from RefSeq and is a predicted model, not a curated record.
AUGACCGACAACCAUCCAAGGCCGAACUUGGCUCCCCAUCCGAGCGACGGCCACGACGAUGAAACACCGUCUUUGAAUCAAAAGGGCGAAUUUGUCGCGAUAGGCUCAACAUCCUAUGUUGAGCGUUUGCCCAACGGCACCAUCAUCAAGACAGCCUGGCCUGGCGGCGACCGCGCCAACCAGCGACGCCGCGAAAUCGCUACAGAGGCCGAGAUAUACGAUCGACUUGGUGACCAUCCUUGCUUAGUGAAAAAGAAGGCAUGGAACCCAGACGAAUACACCUUAACCUUGGAAGAUGUGCCCAACGGAACUCUCAAAGACUUUCUCGAAUCCCACACGGAUGUGCCCGUGGAACAGAGACAGCAAUGGGUAACUGAGGCUAUUGAGUGCAUCAAGCUUCUGCACAGUUCGACUGUUCUUCAUUGCGACAUUGGGCCGCAUAAUUUCCUCCUAGAUGACCGUCUCCGUCUCAAAAUCAUCGACUUUUCUGGGUCAUCCGUCGAUGGCUCCUACACUGAGAUCAGCCCGGGCACUCGAUACGCAGCCCCUUUACUGGAUCGCUCCUUGGAGUGGACCCCAACAGUCAAAACCGACCUCUUCAGUUUAGGAUCCACGAUUUACUACAUUAUGACGGGCAAAGCUCCCUUUGAGGAAUUCCAGAGUCGAGAUGUUAAGGAGAUGUACAACAACCAAGAAUUUCCAGACUUGACUGGCGUACCUCAUUCAGGUCUUAUCCUAGGCUGUUGGUCUCAGAAUUUCGAGUCCGUCAACGGGAUGCUUUCUUUCUUGGACAUCUGA